AGAUGUCUGCGAAUCAAAAUGGCAACACCAGGGUGGAUGAUCUGAACCCACCUCCCAUGAUCUGGGAGAGGCGUGAGCUAUGGGCUCCUCCAAGUCCAACAGCCCUCACCGCCAUGACAACACAAGACGUGACAGAGAUAUCAAAGGAAGAUUUCUCUCAGAUCCGAAUAUUUGGGAUUUCAGGAUACAAUUCUGCAAUCAAAGCUUGACUUUUGACCUUUCUCAAAAUGUCAUUACCUCAAUAAAGGGUGACAUAUUUAAGGGAAUUGAGAGGGCUGUUUGUUUGGACCUCUCCUACAACUAUAUGAGUCAGGCUUUAAAUGGAAAACAGUUCAUACAUUUGGACAACCUUGUGUACCUCAACAUGGCUCACAACAGGAUUGACUUUUAUUAUGAAAAUGCCUUCCAGGAGUUGAAUGCCACAUUGAAGGCACUAGACCUAAGCAACAAUGAGUUUCACUUCCUGAUGAGGGGCAUGGGCCAUCGCUUCGGCUUUAUAAAUAACCUACCCAGUUUAGAAGUGCUAAGUCUGGAUGACAAUGACAUUGGGAUGCGAAUAGAUAAAGCUCUAAACAGCACUUCCCUUAAGUACCUCUACUUUGCCGGGAACCAGCUUAACAUCAUGUGGAAGACAGGAGACAACUACCUUGAGUUUUUCAAAUAUCUCACCAACUUAGUAUAUCUAGACAUCUCCAGGAACCAGCUGAGGUCCCUUUCACAAAAGGUUAUUUGUAAUCUGCCACAAAGUCUCAGAGCACUGAGACUGAGCGAUAACCUUUUGAACUAUUUCCCAUGGGAGAACAUCACAGUACUUAGCCAGUUACAACACUUCAAUAUCAGUAAAAACCGUCUCUCCAGCUUGCCUAAUGUAGUCAUACCUUUUAGAUCGAACUUUACUGUCUUAGAUUUGAGCUACAACUGGAUUAGCAAGCUUCCAGAAAAAUUCUUCCGAAAAAUGGAGGGCUUGCGCUAUCUCUACCUAAACAACAAUCAACUCAAAAUACUUAAACAUCAGAUCUUGCCUGCCCUCAUGGGAAACGGUAGCAGCCUCAAAACACUCACUCUGCAUGGGAAUCCAUUUGUUUGCUCAUGUGACACAGCCUGGUUUUCAGACUUCCUGCGGGCUAGUCCGGUGCACAUCCCUCGCCUCACGACGCACGUGCAAUGCGAGUUCCCAGAGUCCCUGCAAGGGACCAACUUGCUGACUAUGGACCCACGCUCCUGCCCGGAGAUUUUCGGAAGGGUGUCGUUCCUCUCCACCUCCUUCCUAGUUUUGGUACUCACUGCUCUGCCCCUCUUGAAGCACCUCUAUGGCUGGGACCUCUGGUACUGCUUUCAGUUGUUGUGGGCCGGACACAAAGGCUACUCGCAACUACCAGGCAGUGAUUACGACGACCACUAUGAUGCGUUUGUGGUGUUUGACACUGAGAACCAAUCGGUGAGGGACUGGGUCUACAAUGAGUUGACCGUCCACCUAGAGAAUGGAGGUCGCAGGAGGUUCCGUCUCUGCCUGGAAGAAAGGGACUGGCUUCCUGGCUUGUCCUGCAUAGAGAACCUCCAUAAUGCAGUGUACAGCAGCGCAAAGACCGUGUUCGUCCUCACGAGCGGUGGGACUGGGAGUGGUGCAAACGUUAGUGGCAUGAUCCGCCAGGCGUUCUUCAUGGUUCAGCAGAGGCUGCUGGAUGAGAAGGUGGAUGUGGCAGUGCUGGUUCUUCUGGAUGAGGUGUUUCCUAAAAUGAAAUAUCUGCAGCUGAGGAAAAGGCUGUGCAGAAAGUCAGUGCUGUCCUGGCCCAGAAACCCACGAGCCCAGCCCUUAUUCUGGAACAGUAUGAGAGCAGCGCUGUCAUCAGACAACCUGCAAUCCUAUGACGGCAAUAUGAGUGAGAGCUUCAUGUAGUAAACGUAAUGAAUUUAAUUGCAUUUUUUUAAAUCAAAAGGUUGUUUUCUUUCUUUAGAUAAUCAUUUGUUUCCCCAGCUGUGUGAAAUAAAAUA
Molecule: messenger RNA, 1992 nt
Organism: Hypomesus transpacificus
Lineage: Eukaryota; Metazoa; Chordata; Actinopteri; Osmeriformes; Osmeridae
Gene: tlr9
Product: toll-like receptor 9
Biological process (GO): toll-like receptor signaling pathway; positive regulation of interleukin-6 production; defense response to virus
Cellular component (GO): plasma membrane
Molecular function (GO): pattern recognition receptor activity; protein binding
Source: RefSeq, a predicted model, not a curated record